UUGGCAUUCAGAAUUCGCGCGAACAAUUGUGAGCAGUAGCGGCACCGCUGUGCGUGUUGAAGAAUCGAAAAAACAGUUAAAUUAAAACAAUUACUUGAAAACAAUAUUAAUUUUGUUUUGAAAGAGAAUUUGUUUAUGAAGAUGUGUGGGGAAUUCACCACGCUGGGCACACACCGCAGACAUCGAAGCUGCCACUAGGUUCAAGUUAUUGCAAACACACCACGGCACUGUACUUUUUUCUGGGCCUGUAGAGGUUUUUGAAAUGGAAAGCAAGGGACAAACAGCCAAAACAGAAGCACUCAUCUCAAAUAUCUAAAUUAAAUCCACAGAGGAUUAGGCGCUGGUGUCGUAUAUAAUGUUGGCACAGGAGAUUGCACCGACGGAGAUUGGCAAACACGCAAACAUCAUCAGAGCUGCACAGGAAGACCUGGCCAACAUGGACGUGCUUGUGUGUGGACGCUGUCUGAGAGCCUACAAUUUUGUUGAGGAAUUCCAGGCUCACAAGGAGGACGCCUGCGAGAAGGAGAAUGCCAAUAUGAAGGAGUCAAUUGACACUAAGCCGACCAUUUGGGCAUUUACACUCUGGAAGGCCACGCAACAACACUUGCGAAAGGAUGCCAAUUCUGGAAACUCGUGGGCCCUGUAUCAGCACUGGGUGAAACUGGAGGAGAGCGUGCGCGAGCCGUGGAUCGUGGCCGGAAAGACAAUUCAAUCCUUUGGGAAGAUUGCUCACGGACAGCUUCAGGAUAUGCCAGUGCGCAUUACCAAGACUGUCGUCAAUCCCAACAACAACAAUACCUCUAAUAGUAACAAAAACACGAGCGUCUCCCCCGCCAAAAAGUCGCCUUCCGGCAAGCUACCAACGUUGGCUAAUCAGCUGAAGGACACGGAAAACGAACGCCCCAAGUCAAAGCCGGGAACGCCAACGCCAACGCUUCCAACAGGGCCUUCCGGCGGCGCAGUCAAGGCAAAUAACCGGAUAGCCAUUCGCGUCGAUUCCAAGACUGAGCAGCGAACAGAAGAACCCGUAGAGAAAAUAGUUGCUAAGCGUUUCAAUCCCCGUCGCAAGACCCACGAGUAUUUGGUGAAAUGGGUGGAUCGCUCGCACCACGAGAACACUUGGGAGGUUAUGGCCAACCUUGAGCGAGUUCCUUACUUUCUGCAAAUGUUCGAAAAGCAAUUGGCGCGCCAAAAACUUACAAGAGAGAAGGGUCUUGAUGCUUUGAAACGCUUGCAAACGCCUGGUACGUCCUCAAAACCGGAUACUCCUGCCCCGCUAAGUCCAGUCCCAGCUCCAACGCAGAUAUCGCCAACAUCACGUCCCUCGCGCACUUCUAAAACAAAGGCCAUGGACUCGUUCAAGCAGUGGGUCAAUGAAACUGGGGGUGGUGAUGGUUCCUCUUCUCCAUCCUCAGCGAACGAUGAUGAAUCUGCAACUGAACAGGAAUGGCCACCGGCAACUGGGCCGAGCGGAGGAAAACGUAAGCUCGACCACACCGACUCCAGCUUGGAGGGAAGUGGGCUGAACGACUCGAUGGAACUUGAGGACCUCGAGGAGGAUUUACCCUCGCACACCGUGAAGCGUUUAAAAAACGGUGGAAGCUCCGUGCAGUUGAACAAGCCAAGAGUUCAGCCCACGGAAAAGCAGCAAACUAAAAUCAAUGGCAACUCAAGCGUCGUCAACACAUCCGUCACUGAAAAGAAGAUGGGUGAAAUCAUCUACACAGAGGACAGCACUAGCUCUGGAAUGUUUCGCAAGCCUGAGAUGCCCAACACUCUCCAAAUGGUAAAUAAUAAAACCGAGUGCCCUGUACGUUACCUGUCGCGCUCAGAAGUGGCCAGCAAUACAAGAGGAGUUUUUCGGGUGGAUAAUACGGAGACGCCGCCUGCUUCUGCCUCGCCUGCAGGUCCAACGUUGCCUCAGAAGAUAAGCUCCAUGACUGUGAGCGGUGGUAUUACCAAGCGCCUACCCGUUUCCCGGCCAACAAAUUCUCCAAUUACGGUGGGUCAGCGUCAGCAAGUGCUGCGAACGCCCGGUCAGGGCCCGACGACGAUCCAGCGCCGGCCUAUCGUGGGUGGCACUUCACAGGUGCGACAAAACCAGCAGCUGACACCGGCCCGGGCUCAUCCAGGUGGCCGGGUCCUAGCGCGCGCUGGAACGCCUCAGCAGCGACAUCAGGUGACAACGCAGCACGGUGGAAAGGCAGUGACUCCCGAACAAAAGAUCCUUCAGCUAUCCAAAUCGGGGGAUCUGAAAGUCACUCGAAAAGUGGUCACGCGAGAGGAGAUGAUAGCACAGCGUGCUGCUCAGGCCCGACAGCAGCGGCAAGUGCACGCCCAGCAGCAGCAGUCCUCUCAGGUGCAAAUACAGAAAGUGGCCGCAGGCCGUCAGAGGGUAGCUCCAAAAGUAAAUAUCCAGCCGACACCACUCCAGAUGGAGAUAGAGGAGGAAGUGCAACAGCACCAGGCUCAACUAUGCCCGAUUACCGGAAAGCUAAUUGGCCAGGAAGAGACCCAGCUACAAAUGGAGCAGGAACAGCAGCAAGAACAACAACGUGAGCAGUUAGAGGCCGCGGCUCAGGCGCUAUUAGGAGACCAAUCAGUUCUUACUAAUGAAGAUGGAUCGGCUUUGCUGGUGCGGGGCGAGGACGGUACAGUAUACCAAGUUGCCGGGAAAAAUGCGGAGGGCCAGACCAUACUGGUGACUCAAGGUCCGGAUGGCGAGCAACAGUUUGCUUAUGUCGCUGCCGCUGAGGACGAUCAGGACGUUCUCUCUUUAGAUCAUGCGGUAGCCGAGGCAGUGCAGUCUGGCGAGGUUGAAGCGCACGGAGCAGCAGGAGCAGCAGCAGACGAGCAGAUUCUAGUCUCUAUGACAGAGGAGGAAUUGGCGCAGCACCAAGCGGCAGCGCUCCAGCAUGCAGAGGCAUCUGCAACUGGCACAGGAACCCCGGCUACGGCCCAGAUUCAUAUAACAACAUCCGACAGCGAUGGCACGGAAGCCCAGAUACCGGCCGAAGUUGUCCAGGCGGACCUUCCCUCACCUGGUGGCACCCGUCGCGUCGUUUUACUGCUACAGGACGGCACUUUUAUGAUGACUGAGAUGCACGAGGAACAGUUCAAGACGCUCAACAUCCCGACGUAAAGAUAUAUUAAUAUAUAAAUAGCUCUAGCCGAUUACUAUACUUUAAGUCGAUAAUAUUGAAGACACUUGGCUGUUUGUGGGUCAAUGGUCCCACCUUCAGUUUAGCUUAGCCUAAGUCACAUACUCUAGACCGCAAUCCGUAUCGUUCUGGUAGUUGAGUAUAUUGGAGAUUACAGAGCUGCCCUUCUAGCCGAACGGGUAAUUGUCUUGGAGGCUAGUCGGGGUAAAUAAAUGAUGGGAGUACAUAAAACCCUAAACGCACGUCAAUCAUGGGGAAGGUAUUUGAACGGUUCUGCUUUGAAAUCGGCUGCAUAUUCGCAUAAACAAAUACAAUAACACAAUUCAAAAUAAUUGUAAGGAAAUAUAAUAAAUUAAAGUAAAAACGUCAAUAGUUCAAUGUUGUAAGAACUUUGCGGGCUUGCAUUUUCAAAUUAACAAAUAAGGAAAGACAAACCGACAUAGAUGUAACUCAAGUUUCAAAUAGAAAUGAAUUGUAAAUUA
Messenger RNA from Drosophila serrata, 3643 nucleotides. RefSeq names its product chromodomain-containing protein chromator (gene Chro). The record is from RefSeq and is a predicted model, not a curated record. NCBI's taxonomy places the organism in Eukaryota, Metazoa, Arthropoda, Insecta, Diptera, Drosophilidae.